UCAAUGACGAUUAAUCAGUUGCGAGACUUUCGCCGUUAAAAAUGAUUUUUUUUGUUAUCAACAUACACUUUGAAAAAGAAUCUUCCUUAAGAAAAAAACAAGAAAAGUUUAUCUUUCUUACUUAUUCUUUUCAAAUUUAAAUUCUAUGUCUACUUUUAGAACAAACAAACAAAGAAGUCAUACCAUCGACAUCGGUGAGUAUUAUAAUCAUCUAUUUCUUUUCAAACAUAUUCAACUGAGUAGAUAUACACAGGAUGUCGAGUAUGCUGCAGCUGAAAUUCUUGCCAUUAAUGGAGGUCAUUAUAUUCGUUUUGCUCUUGAUAAACCAGUAUUACGAUUAUAUACAGUCAUCUAUUCAACAUUUUGGUAUUGGAUAGUAUGGUUUGCAGAUGCUGCUUUACUUCUAUUACCUUGUAUUGAACGACCAGCUUAUUUCACAGAUGUUCCUCCAUGGGUGGCUUUAAUUAUUGAAAUAGCUGCUUUAUCAAUACUUUUUGCUUCAUUUAUUUUAUCAAUGCGUUUGCAAGAUAAAAGAAAAUUAUUACGUGAAGCUGUUUUUCCGUAUAUAUUUGCAGGUGUUUUUCUAUUAACAAGUAUUGAUAUGAUUAUUUAUUAUGUAUUGACAUUAAGAGGUCAUUAUUAUGUUCGAUGGUCACGUCCACUUCGUGUUCUUUUUCCAUUUGCUUUACAAGCUGGUCAAAAUAUUCGCCGUGUUAUUCGAAAUAUUCUUCGAACAUUACCAAAUAUCGGUAAUGUUAUGUUUCUAUUUCUAUUUUCACUAUUAACAUUUACUUUACUUGGUGUUGGUAUUUUAAAAAAUAAAAAAUUAACAUAUCCAAAUGGAUAUGAAUAUUUUACAAAUUACUUAGAUACUGCUUGGGAUUUAUAUGUACUUACAACAACAGCAAAUAAUCCUGAUGUUAUGAUGCCAGCAUUUAAUUCAAGUAUACUCUAUGUGAUCUUCUUUGUGGCUUAUCUAUUAGUCAAUCUUUAUUUAUUCAUGAACUUACUUUUAGCCGUUAUUUUUUCCAAUUACAAACAACAUUUACAGGAAGAACGACAAUUAAUUCAUAAACGUCAAUUAGAUAUUAUUUUGGUUAUAUUUGAACGUAUAACACAGCAUAGUUUAAAUCGUUCUCUAUCAUAUGAAACAUAUGUACGUUUAAUGCGUGCAGUAAAACCUGAAAUAACAGAAAAUAUAAUUGAUGCUUAUUGGAAAACAUUAGAUGUAACUAAUAAAGAAGAUGGAUUAAAUUUAAGACAAUUCAAUGAACUUUUGUUAAAUCUUAACUUUGGAUUAAGACAACGAAGUUCUGAUCAAACAAUACUUCAAAAAAAAAUUCCAUUAAUUUAUAAUUCAAAACCAAGUCGAAUUAUUAUUGAUUUUGUUAAUACAGAUCUUUUUCGAGCUAUAAUUAAUUUAUUAAUUAUUGGUAAUGCUAUAUGUUUAGCAGCAAGUUAUAAUGAUUUAGAAUGGUUUUUCUUAUCCCUAUUUAUUGUUGAAGCUUUAUUAAAAAUGUAUGCAAUUGGUGUAAAAGAAUAUUUUCAUCAUCGAUGGAAUAUAUUUGAUUUUACAAUUGUUUUUGUAUCAACAACUUAUAGUCUUUUAACAGCUUUUGUUAAAACUUUAAGUCUUAAUCGAGAUGUGCUUGAUACCAUUUUAGUUAUUCGAGUACUUCGUCUUGUUAAACUUGUUGGAAACGUUGAACGAUUUAAAGUUAUUUUUGGAACAUUUUCAAAAGUUAUACCAACAUUAAUGACUUAUCUGCGAGUGAUGUUUAUGACUUAUUAUGUAUUUGCAAUGAUUGGAAUGGAAAUAUUUCAAAAUAAAAUAGCUCAAUUGGAUAAAACUUUUCCGCUCGCUGAAUUUUGUAAUAAUACUCGACUUAAUGGUUCAGAAUUUGCAAAGAGUCAAUAUUGUCGAAAUAAUUUUAAUGAUUAUUUAUCAUCAUUGAUUCUUCUUUUUGAAUUAACUGUAGUUAAUCAAUGGCAUGUAUUGGCUUCUGGCUUUGUUAUUGUAACCAGUAAAGCGGCACGCCUUUUCUUUCUUGCCUUUCAUCUAUGUGCUGUUAUUGUAGUACUCAACAUCUUUACUGCAUUUGUUAUUGAUUCUUUUCUUAAUCAAUAUAUAUUAUCAAAGAGUAAAGAGUUUCCAUGGAUUGAACAAGAAAACCUUAUUGCUGAGAGACUCACUCAACAAGGUUAUCGAGUUAUUCGAAGAUAUGAUAAUUCAAAACAAUCGGGAACAAGAACAAGGAAAAAAUUUAAUUUAUUAGAACAACUUCGAACAUUUGUACAACCAUCGAUUUAUCGUCGUAUGACAGUUGUUCUUCAAAGUAUGGCUGAAGAUGAAAAUGCUUUACUUCUUCAUUGGUGUGGUGAUGUAGAUAUUGAUCCCGUUGCUUUGCUGAAUUUGACAAAUGAUACAUCUUAA
This is a messenger RNA of Rotaria sordida, 2434 nucleotides long. Lineage: Eukaryota; Metazoa; Rotifera; Eurotatoria; Philodinida; Philodinidae. The record is from the annotation of a GenBank genome assembly.